Verruconis gallopava is the source of this 2071-nucleotide messenger RNA. RefSeq lists its product as uncharacterized. The record is from RefSeq and is a predicted model, not a curated record. Bases 902 to 1501 code for a protein of 199 amino acids. The transcript is spliced from 3 exons. NCBI's taxonomy places the organism in Eukaryota, Fungi, Ascomycota, Dothideomycetes, Venturiales, Sympoventuriaceae. Gene Ontology annotation, cellular component: trans-Golgi network.
GUAAGAGAGGCUGCUGGACCGCCAGUGACCAGCCGAACCCACGCGCUGCGAAAAAUCCUCAGCUCGUCCCCUCGCUGUCUACUUCACCGCCAAACAUUGUGAUGCAACGCUCGUCAUCGACACCUCAACGCCCCUUCAAGGCAGGCUUCCAGCAGAGCGCAAUUUCGUGAAGGGCCUUAUCCCUAGCUCCCGUGAAGUCCCACAAAACGCUACCCGCCGCAGCGUUGUCUCUUUAAACGCUGCCUCCUCCGCUCGAGCAAGCUCAAGCGUUUUGGUACUUCGUGGUCAGCCGCAUCGUCUGGAGCUAACUCGUCCGACGCUGGCGUGCCUGGGUUGUUCGGCUGUCCCUCACCGGCUUGCCGUCGUUAUUGCUUGCAGUCCCAAAGGGCGCGAUCUGGCCCCCUCUUACCGUACGGCCCAAACGUGCGCGUAGCAUCUGAGCGGUUUGCAUGUCCCUUUCUCUCCGAGUUCAAUACAGUCUCCCGUCGGACCCAACCGCCGCUUCAAGCCAGACUUUCCCUCGCCAUCGCGCCGACGCCUAGAGCGAAGCUGGUGUUCCUCUUUUCGGCCUCGUGUGUUAGGAUACAUCACUCGCAUCUGUUGUAUCGUCAUACGCGCCAGGGUCCACGAAUUCUUUAUUCGGUCGUCUGAUUCAGCAACCAAGCGCCAGGACCAGCUGCAGAGUCAAGCACCUGCCUCUGCCCCUCGAGAAGGCAGACGACGAUAACUGGAUUGUAGCGGGGUGCUGCCUUCCGAUAUAACCUGUCCAUCGCGUCCACCCUUUCUAGUUCCGAGAGGUGUCCUCCUCCUCCGACGGCCAAAUCCACGCCGGCUUUUCGCUCUAAUUUUCUGCUCCUGCUGUUUCUCGGAGAUCCGGUGACUAGCUCUCAGAUCUGAGAUCAUGUCGCUUUCUUCAGAGCAGCGAAGAGAUGACCCAGUCUCGUCAGUCCCUAGCGCAACGGAACAAUCACCGUCGUGGGUCAAGUCGCCUACAGACGUCGACCAAAUCAGCAACACUUCGUCUUCGAGAUCUGGCUCGGCUAGCGAAGCGGAGAGCACCUCCAGAAGUGCUCAAAAACCGCAACGACCGAAGCUGCACACCCGAAAGUCCAGUGGCACGAUCAUUGUUCCCGCCGGUACGCGAACGUUAGAGAUCGAGGAGGAGUACGACGAGGGCGAUGCGAGAACGAUGAGCCCGCGCCGAAGUAGCGAAGAAGUUGAUCGUCUUGAAGAAGGCCUCAGACAAAACAUGAUAGAACAAUCGAAGCAGCUUCAGGCGAGCUUGCUGAGCCUCGUCGAUCGUGUGGAAUCUGUCAAAGCUGAGCACGAGAAACUGGAGGGCGGCAACCGCUUCUUGCAGUCGUAUGUCGGCAUACUCUAUGAUUGGUGUGCAAAAUCACUGCUGCCGGCGCCACCAAAGGCAAAGGCAAGCAACGAAAAUAGCCCCACGCAGGGAUCGCUCGACCAAAAGAACAACUUCGUGUCGAUAAUCGCUUCGUAGUAGUCUCGUGACAGUUGCUCAGCGAUAGUUGUGCAGCGUUACGACGUCUACGAUUCGAACAAAAUCCAUUUAAAGCAUUAUUACACCUGUUACGGUUAUCGAUGCUCUUUCAGUCUAGACACAUGGCCGAGCAUACGAAAUGGCUACUGUAAAACUCAUUCUUCACGUCACUGCAUUCACGGGGGCAUUCUUCUGCAUUUGCAACACUUUUCCCCUUGAACUUGUGCUGCCUACAUGUUGGAGUUUGAUUAUCAAUAAGGAUUUUGGCCUGUCGUUAAUCGCGCAGGCAACAUGGUGUUCUGGAUGAAUGACGAGCUUUACUGUUCGAAAUUAUUGACUGGCGGAGAAUUCAAAAUACGAGCUUAUCACUCGGGAAGGAUAUCACGUCUAGUAUUCCUCAACGGAGUUCUCAGGGUGAAAUAUCGCACGUGGUGGAGCACGACUUGAUUUGGGCUAGGUCCACUUGCUGCAGACAGUCAACGACGGCCGCUACUGCUGUAAACGAGCUGCUUAGACAUCUUGAAUGGUACCUGUGCUUGUAAAGGUGUUCCUCCUUUACCUUUAUCCCUU